Betta splendens (Siamese fighting fish) is the source of this 4474-nucleotide messenger RNA. It is a transcript of the gene atmin, whose product is annotated as ATM interactor. Gene Ontology annotation, biological process: regulation of transcription by RNA polymerase II. Gene Ontology annotation, molecular function: transcription cis-regulatory region binding; DNA-binding transcription factor activity, RNA polymerase II-specific. Gene Ontology annotation, cellular component: nucleus. Lineage: Eukaryota; Metazoa; Chordata; Actinopteri; Anabantiformes; Osphronemidae. The transcript is spliced from 4 exons. The coding region runs from base 205 to 2538 and encodes 777 amino acids. The record is from RefSeq and is a predicted model, not a curated record.
GACCCGUCCGUUGUGGAAAAUAAAUGAAUGCUGUAGUACCACGGGUGGCCUCUAGUGGCGAGUCGGCGCUGUGUUGCUUCCUGAGUGGACGUUGUCAGGCAGCCUGUGAGGCAGCGCCGAGGGCGGCAAAAGCCUACGCACGUUAACGCGACUGCUACUGGGGCGUUCCGCCAAGCACACAGGCGACUGUCAACACACAGAAACAUGGCCGCCUCUGCAGCGAGCGAGGCGAGCAACAGAGACAGCCCUGCCACGCACAGUCCGAGAUGCCAAGAAGAAGCCGGCGCGCAGUCACGGGAGAUGGUCAAGCCCAGCAUCACGGAGCUGACGAAGGAAGUGAGGACGAAUAUCCUGUGCACCGUGGAGGGAUGUGGCAAGAUUCUCCCCAACACGCCUGCACUCAACAUGCACCUGGUGAAGUCACACAGGAUCAAGGACGGUAUCGUCAAUCCCACCGUUCGGAAGAAUAUGAAGGGCUCUCAGAAGCUUUACUGUUGUCCCAUUGAGGGCUGUCCCAGGGGCGCUAACAGACCCUUUUCCCAGUUCUCCCUGGUUAAACAACACUUCAUGAAGAUGCACGCAGAGAAGAAACACAAGUGCUCCAAGUGCAACAACGGCUACAGCACCGAGUGGGACCUGAAGCGGCACGUCGAGGACUGUGGGAAGACCUACCACUGCACGUGUGGCUGCCCGUACGCUAGCAGGGCAGCGCUGCUAUCGCACAUCUACAGGACCGGCCACGAGAUCCCUACGGAGCACAGAAUUCCUCCAGUAAAAAAGCGAAAGAUGGAGAAACUGCUAAGUAGUACUGAAAAGGUCAAGGCCAGUGAGUCAGCCUGUCAGCUCAUGCCUGCUGGUAGAGAUCUGGCAGAGACUCCUCUCCCUGCUGACACAACCGUUUCUAUCCCCGAGUCAGUGACUCAGAACUCUAAUCCCCGUAAGAACUUCCAAAAGAUGCUCCUACCAAAGCCCAAGAUGGCUUUAGUCAGUGUUCCUGUGAUGCAGCUGGCCCACCUCCCCGUCCUCCUCCCCUCCACAGAGACCACUCUGAGGUCUGUGGUGCUGGCAGUAGACACCCACGGCCCCGUUGGCACCCUUCACCUCAUGCCCCAAGCCACGAGUGCAAUGGUCCCCCAGCUUGAUGCCAAGACUCUGGGCUUCAAAGACAGCAUGCCCACCUCCCGCUCCAGCCUGGGCCCAGUUAGCACAGGGGUGCAGGUCAGGCUGGACCCGACCGGUGUAGAGGACUCGCCCAGCAGCCUGGCAGAACACCGGGGAAGAAGCACCUCCACCAACAUUCAGACAGACAAGUCGUACUUGUCCAAGAUGCCGGCGGCGUGUGCUGGAGACGGCGCGGGCUCGUGUUCUGCGGCGGAGUCCUCGGUGUCGUCCUGCUCCCAGACAGACAUCAGCGUCAGCGCCCAGGUUCUGCUUCCAGUCAGUGUUGAAACGCAGACGCUCUCCUCUCGGCCCAAAGCCAAGUCCUCUAUCGGAGCUCAGACAGACGGUCAGUGCUUGAGCCACAUCCUCUGCUCGGCCUCGUCCGCGCCCCCGCACAAAAGCCAGCAGACGCAGACGGGCUUUGCUGCGGCCCAGUCAGAGGAGCGGGCCCACGACCAGGCCAUCAUGUGCUCGGAUCUGUUUGGCAGCGACUCCCUGAGCGUCUCCACCCAGACAGCACUGGACAUAGAGGACACCCUAGCUGCGACAGGAAGCGGUAUCUACGAGGAUGCAAAAGCUGGCGCCAUGUGCUUUGGGGUGCAGACGGACGAGCUCAACUCCAACAACAUGGCCGACAACCAGACCCAAACGAUGACCCUGUUAAAUGACCUGGAAAACAUUCUGUCCGACAGCAUGACGGGCCACCAGGUGCUCUCCGAGGCGUCCGCCGGCUGCGCCUCCAGUCUGGGCUCUGUUGCGGAGCAACACAAUGGCAUAGACUUUGACUUCGAAGAUUUCCUCAAUGCUGUGCACAUCCAGACGCAGACAGAGGAGAGCGAGCUGGGAGGACUGAGCGGUGACACGCCGCUGGAGUCGCUGGACAUCCAGACCCAGACCGACUUCCUUCUAAUGGACGAACUGGACCAAAGCGAGGGACCGGGUCGAACCCAGGCCAGUGACCUGGAGUUAUUCGAUACUCAAACUCAGACCGACCUCAAUUUCCUGUUGAAUGCUGGAAGCCACAUGCCUCUGAGCAGCAUCCUGCGGCAUUCCAGCUUUUCCAUGAGCACGGAGUCCUCGGACACAGAAACCCAGACGGAUCUCCCUUCGUUCGCCACGGGCCUCUCGGCUCAGGCCCCGGUGGGUCACGGCGAGCACGCGAGGCUGCAGAGCAGCACAGAGACGCAGACGGUGACCAGCCAGGCCGAAGGCCUGGGGCACCUCUUCCUCACGAGCAACGAAACGCAGACCGCCAUGGACGACUUCCUGUCGGCUGAUCUCGCGUGGAAUAUGGAGUCCCAUUUCAGCUCGGUGGAAACGCAGACGUGUGAGGAGCUCUGCGCUCUGUUCCAGCAGCCGGAGAAACCAAACAGCUGAAGCAGUCUUAGUGGAGCAGUCUUGAGUAUUUGCAGCAUAGGUUCCUGACGCAUUCACUUCCUGUUGGAGGAGUUGAUCUAGACUGUCCUUGGGUGGACCAUAGUCUUAGCAGUAAGAAUUCUGCCAAACGUUGCUGAACAUUCCACUGGUGGCGUCAUGUCCGGAGCAUUUCCAGCUCUAUCCUGUCGCUCUGUCGCACUUUAUUAUCUCAACAGGCAUGAUUAAUCAGCUCCUACAGUUUACAUAUUGAUUUGCACAUAGAGUAACACAUCGUAUGUGUCCUUCUGAGAUUCCAGUUUACUUGUAGAAGUCAGUGUAUAAUCACUGUGACUGGGUGUCUUACUAACAGGAAAAAAAAAACGACUUGACAUCUCAUCAGUGUUGGAUCUGCACAACUUGAGCUGUGCAGCUGUAACGGGCUUGUUUUGCCCGGUGUCACUUUUCAGAUAUGCAUAUGCCAUCUCAGCUGUACAGUGUACAACGUUGUACAUAGCACUUGAAAUGUGCAUGAAGCCAUGACACAGAAAUACGCAGAAAUGCAUUCUGGGCUUUUGCCUGUUUGGAUGUUGCCUUGUCAGCGGCCGCCGUGCUAACAGUUCUUCUUCAUCAAAGCUUUGCAGCCAUUGGAAAAUGUGACCAUGAGAAACAAAUGUUUUCCAAAAUAAAAGCCCACAAAGCCUUUAUCAGCGAGCAAGGCACUGCUAAGAGCUGUGUAGAAAACAAUGCUGCUGAUGCGUUUGCGGCAGAACUUGAAUCGAUCAUGUUGUUGUACACCUUUGGUUGAAAUGUGAUUGAUGUAUGUUGUUGAGUAAACUCUGUACAGCUAAGCAGUCGCUUCAAGUCUGCAGACCGACUCAGCUGACGUUGUCUUUGACUUAUUCAUUAGCAGAGUGAAAGUGUAUACAGUAGCAGUAAUACAUUAAGUACAACAAGUAUCAGCACAGUCGUUAUAUGUAUUUAUUGCCUAAUUUCUUAUUCUACUCUUAUUUAUUACUCUUAUUCUAUUCUUAGAUCUUCUACUAAUGUUUCCACGCUUAUCAUUUUAGAAACAUUUUCGAAGGCGCUUUAUUUUUUUAUUUCUUAUGAAGGGACUACAUUUAAUGUUUUAAUUGUUCUUUUUGUUGAUACUGUUCCGCUACGUUACCUCGUUAAGCACAGGUACCGCCAACAAACUGUGUUCGGCUAGGGCGCAUACAGAGCUUACGCCUUCAUGUUCAUUUGGUGACAUUGGUGCCUUAACCCAAGUCUUCGUUUUAGUUCUGUUACGAACUAUUUAUUUUGCUGCUCUGACAAGAAAAUAUUUAUCAGACCUGGAGAGGUUUUUCCGUUUGCUUUGCACAUUUAAUACGUUUGUCUAAUGGUAUUCCCAACACUGCAUGAAUUAUUGGCAUGUCUCUAAUUGUUUUACAUUAACAAUUAAUUAGUUUAUGUAGAAAGAUUUAUGUUCGGUCACAUAAAAGUAAGGCUGAGCAGCAUUUUUUUGAAGGGGAUGUGUUGGCUCUGCCUCUGUGGAGGCAGGUGGUUGAUGCUGGUGAUUAACAGAGGGAUGUACAGAACAUGACACUGUGCCCGAGUGUAAGCGCACCACAACACUUUAAGAUUAUUCUUCCUUUGAAGGAUUUUGACACAAAUUAAAGAAAGUCAGCAUUUCUUUCAUUGCUGUUAGUAUUUCUAGUUUGUGGUUCUUCAAGUAUAUCAUAGCUGCCUCCUGCUCGUUAGUGGCAUUAAAACAGAACUACAGUAUAUGAAGAAGCCUCGUCAGUCUCAAGUGUCCGUUACAGUGCUUUAUUGUUUCUCUGUAAGGAGUGCAUGCACAUAUUUUCCCAGCACAAAAUAUUUGUUGUUGUUUCUCUUGCGUAUACGUGAGUUAAUGGUUGCCUUCAUUUACUGUUGACGCCCCUCUUCAGAUGUUCUUAAUAAACUGCUGGAAAGUGUA